AUGUCUGGCGAGCUCAAGACAUCAGCGGACUCCGCCGCUGCUACCCAGAGGGUAUCCAUUGACAGCUAUGGAUCAUCCAUCAGGCACAACUCCGACGGCCUCCAGCGCCGCCUCAACAACCGUCAGAUUCAGCUCAUUGCCAUUGGAGGCACCAUCGGAACUGGUCUCUUCGUCACCAUUGGUGAGGGCCUCGUCAAGGGCGGACCGGGCUCCCUCCUCCUUGCCUACACCCUCUAUGCCUGUGUCGUCGCUCUCGUCAACAACUCCAUCGCUGAGAUGAGCACCUACAUGCCCGUCUCUGGCGGUUUCAUCCGUCUGGCCGGUGUUUGGGUCGACGACGCCCUCGGUUUCAUGGUCGGCUGGAACUACUUCCUUUACGAGGCACUACUGAUCCCCUUCGAAAUCACGGCGCUCAACCUUGUCCUGUCCUUCUGGAGUGACAAGGUCACGGCACCUGGUCCGACCGCGGGUAUCUGCAUCGCCAUCAUCAUUGCUUACGGUCUUAUGAAUGUGGCUGCUGUGCGCGUAUUCGGAGAAGCCGAGUUUUGGCUCUCUGGCGGCAAGGUCCUUCUCAUCUUCAUCCUCUUCUUCUUCACGUUCGUCACCAUGGUCGGUGGAAACCCGGCCCAUGAUGCGUACGGAUUCCGACACUUCAAAAACCCCGGGUCGUUCGCGACCUACAUGACAUCCGGUGAUACGGGUCGUAUGGAGGGCUUCAUGGGUGCUCUGGCCACUGCCACGUUCACCGUUGUCGGCCCGGACUACAUUUCGAUGAUUGCCGCUGAGGCGAAGCACCCUUCCCUCUACAUCAAGUCCGCCUUCAAGACCGUCUACAUGCGAUUCGGCCUCUUCUUUGUUGGCGCCGCCCUCACCUGUGGCAUCGUGCUCCCCUACGACGACCCCGUCCUCAAGAAGAUCUACCUCGGUGGCGGCAGCGGCGGCGGCACCGCGGCUGCCUCCCCUUGGGUCAUGGCCAUGGAGAACAUGGGGAUCCAGGGUCUUCCCCACUUGGUCAAUGCUCUGCUCUUCACCACCAUCUUCUCCGCGGGCAACACGUAUACCUACUGUGCCACCCGGUCCCUGUACAGCUUGGCCCUCGAUGGUCGUGCCCCAGCCCUUCUCCGCAAGACCACCAAGAACGGCGUCCCCAUCUACUGCUUCGCUGUCACCAUGAUCUUCCCCAUGCUCUCGUUCCUGCAGUGCGGCAGCGGCUCCGCCAAGGUCCUGAGCUGGUUGCUCGCCCUCAUCACCGGAGGCGGCGUGAUUAACUACCUCGUCAUGUCGAUCACAUUCCUGAACUAUUACCAAGCGUGCAAGGUGCAGAACGUUGACCGCCGCAACAUGCCUUACUACGGAUACUUCCAACCCUACGGUGCCUGGAUUGCCCUCGUGCUGCAGACCAUUGUCAUCCUCUGCUACGGAUGGUCCGCCUUCCGUCCCACAUUCGACGUCGGAUCCUUCUUCUCCAACUACACCAUGCAGAUCGUCGCGCCCCUCCUGUUCAUUAUCUGGAAGGUUUUGAAGCGCACCAAGUACGUCAGGCCCGAGACGCUUGACCUGACAUGGGACCGCCCCAUCAUUGAUGCCUACGAGGACCAUCUGCGCACCCACGAGCCCCCCACCACGUUCUGGAGGGAGAUGUUGCAGAUGAUUGGCAUUGGGCGUGACAAGGUCAUCAAGGGAGAGAAGGCCUAA
Messenger RNA from Colletotrichum truncatum, 1695 nucleotides. Its product is annotated as General amino acid permease AGP2-like protein 1. The record is from RefSeq and is a predicted model, not a curated record. Gene Ontology annotation, biological process: amino acid transmembrane transport. Gene Ontology annotation, molecular function: amino acid transmembrane transporter activity. NCBI's taxonomy places the organism in Eukaryota, Fungi, Ascomycota, Sordariomycetes, Glomerellales, Glomerellaceae. Gene Ontology annotation, cellular component: membrane.